Molecule: messenger RNA, 1143 nt
Organism: Neoarius graeffei (lesser salmon catfish)
Lineage: Eukaryota; Metazoa; Chordata; Actinopteri; Siluriformes; Ariidae
Product: B-cell receptor CD22-like
Exons: 6
Coding region: 1-1143 (380 amino acids)
Biological process (GO): cell surface receptor signaling pathway
Molecular function (GO): transmembrane signaling receptor activity
Source: RefSeq, a predicted model, not a curated record
AUGGAAAAUGUUAAUAUCAAGUACAAACACUAUGCCAACAAGCACAGAAGCACCACUCCAGAGUAUGCCCCAGAAAGACCACCACCAGUACUGAGUGUAUCUCCACAGAGCUGGCUGACUGAAGGAGACUCAGUGACUCUAAGCUGUGAGGUUACAGGCUCUUCUACAGACUGGACAUUCAGCUGGUAUACAACUGUUCCCUACAGAUCUGGAUUAACUCAAAUAAAAAACAGUUAUGGCUAUAUCACAUAUGUGAAGCCUCUCUCAGACAGCAGCAGAGGAUCUGGAGGCAAAUACACUCUCAGUCCUGCUGGUUUUAAUCACACAGGAGUUUAUAUGUGCAGAGGAGAGCGAGGAGAACCAGCCAUUCACACACAGUACAGCAAUCCACAGCCUCUAUGGAUCACUGGUAAAUCUCCUCCAGUCUUUCUGAUCAUCAAUCCCAGUAGAACUCAACACUUUACGAAAGACUCUCUCUCAUUGAGCUGUGAGGGCCAGAAUAACUCUACUGGAUGGACAGUGAAACGAUACACACACAAUAAGAGAGUGUCAGAUUGUUCACAGUGGGGCUCAGUUACAGGAUCUACAUGUAAAAUCAGUUCAAUCUAUACAUUUUACACUGGAGUUUAUUGGUGUGACUCUGAAUCUGGAGGUAGCAGUAAUCCUGUCAACAUCACAGUGCAUGACAGCGAUGUGAUCCUGGAGAGUCCUGUUCAUCCUGUGACUGAGGGACGGCCACUGACUCUGCGCUGUUUAUAUCAAUACACAAAACCAUCAACCCUCCGAGCUGAUUUCUAUAAAGAUGGAUCAGUCCUCCAGACACAGACUACAGGAAAGAUGAUCAUUCAUAAGGUCUCAAAGUCAGAUGAAGGUUUCUACCACUGUAAAUAUCCAGAGAGAGGAGAGUCACUGAAAAGCUGGGUCUCAGUCAGAUCAAUCAAGACACCAAUCACGGUCCAGUGGAAGAAGCCUCCAUCUAAUUCCCCUGUUUUCAUUCAUGGCCAGGCAGUCGAAAUUGUACAGCAGUACAAAUACCUGGGUACCAUCAUCGACAGUAACUUCACAUUUGAGGCAAACACUGAUGCAGUUUGUGCAAAGGCCCACCAGCGCAUGUACUUUUUAUCAAAAGUUGAGAAGUUUUAG